AUGAGGUUAAUGUUAUUAUUAUCAGGUUUGUUUUUUUUGGUUUUGUUGUUGAAGUGUGCUGUGGUGCUGGGUGAUACCGAUAGUGAUCAUGCUACAAACGUGAUUACGUGGGACGAUUUCAUGGUGGAUGAACAAGGUACAACAUCAAACGUUGGUGGUCGAGUUAUUGUGGUCGAUCAAAGUGGUAACGGAGAUUCAACAACGGUUCAAGGAGCUGUCGAUAUGGUUCCUCAAAACAACAAACAAAGGGUCAAGAUAUACAUUUAUCCUGGAAUUUAUAGAGAAAGAGUGCAUGUGCCGAAAAGCAAGCCGUUUAUAUCAUUUAUAGGAAAACUUAAUGUAACAAUGAAUGCAAAUAUAGAGGCGAUAGGGAAUGGCCUUGGCACAGUUAUAAUCACAAACAGUACAAAGGCAUCAGACAAAGACUCCAACGGCCAAGAAAUGGGCACCAUUAGUACAGCAACUCUAUGGCUAGAAUCUGAUUUUUUUUGCGCAACUGCUCUUACAAUUCAGAAUUUGGUAGACAAAGAUGCAGAUAAACGUCAAGCAGUAGCAUUGCGUGUAGACGGUGAUAAAGCCGUAUUCUAUGGAGUUAGGCUUGUGGGGGAGCAAGACACCCUUCUUGAUAACACAGGAAUCCAUUAUUUCUAUCGAAGUUACAUUCAAGGAUCUGUUGAUUUUAUAUUUGGCAACGCUAAAUCGUUGUUUCAUGAGUGUGUUCUAUACUCUGUAGCUGAGUUUUGGGGAGCAAUUGCAGCUCAUCACAGGGAUUCAGAAGAUGAAGAUACAGGCUUUUCGUUCGUUAAUUGCACAAUCAAAGGAACCGGUAGUGUCCUUCUUGGUAGAGCUUGGGGGAACUAUGCAACAACAGUAUAUUCAAACUGUGACAUGGAUGAUGUUGUUAAUCCCUUGGGAUGGAGCGAUUGGGAUGAUCCAUCAAGACAAGAGACUGCAAUGUUUGGGGAGUAUGAGUGUUCAGGAAAAGGAUCAAACAGAAGUGAGAGGGUGGAAUGGUCAAAAGCUCUAAGCAGAGAAGAAGCAAUGGCUUUUCUGAGCAGAGACUACAUAUAUGGAGAUGGAUGGCUUAGACUAUAA
This is a messenger RNA of Sphenostylis stenocarpa, 1095 nucleotides long. Lineage: Eukaryota; Viridiplantae; Streptophyta; Magnoliopsida; Fabales; Fabaceae. The record is from the annotation of a GenBank genome assembly.